Molecule: messenger RNA, 3086 nt
Organism: Raphanus sativus (radish)
Lineage: Eukaryota; Viridiplantae; Streptophyta; Magnoliopsida; Brassicales; Brassicaceae
Exons: 11
Source: RefSeq, a predicted model, not a curated record
UGUUUCUGUGUCCAUUACUCGUGUAGGCAUGGGACAGUAAACGGGGCUGCUCCAUAUGGAAGAUCUGAUAGCCUCUCUCGGCAGACAGGCUUGGCAGGGGGUUCCUUGCCCUCCAGGGAUUCAGAUCACAAUUCGUUGUACAAUGAGAAGAGAGAACGAGCUAUUGCUUCAGAUAAGGAAAGAGUGAAUCUCAGGGCUAUCAACAAGUCAAAUAUUCACGAUGAAUCCAAUUCUUCAAGCCCAAAAAUAAAUGUUACAGUUCGUGGUCCGAGAUCAGGAUCAGGGCUUCCUCCUAAACUUUCUCCGGUUGUCCAUAACACUCCUUCUCCAAGUGAUUGGGACAUUUCUGGUUGUACAAACAAACCUCCAUUGUUGUCUGGGGUUCCUAAUCGCAAGCGUAUGACAUCAAAUCGGUCUUCAUCACCACCUGUAACGCAAUGGGCCAGUCAAAGACCACAAAAGAUAUCCCGUGCUGCAAGGAGAACGAACUUGGUCCCAAUUGUUUCAAGCAAUGAAGACAUUCCUUCAUCAGAUAACAUGUCAGAUGUUGGUUGUAGUGAAACAGGUUUUGGAUUUCAAAGACGCUCGCCAGCAGCUUCUCCUCGAGUGAGAUUAAAAGGCGAGAAUAGCUUGUCUACAACAGCUUUAUCAGGAAGUGAAGAAUUUAGCCCCCCUGAGAUCAAAUCUAAAGACCAGGGAAAGCAAUCUGAUGAGGUCGAUGGGAAAGCUACUCUGAACGUUCGUAAGCUCUCCAUCACUGGUUUACAAUCGAGAAAGAACAAGCUUGUCCUUGGAGAAGGGCUUGGGGAUGGAGUGAGGAGACAAGGAAGGACAGGCCGUGGCUUUGGCUCAACAAGGUCUGUCAACCCAAUGGGAGUUAUGAGACAUGGAACAACAAAACAACUUCGCAGUGCAAGAAAUGACAAGAAUGAAAGCAGGGCAGGUCGUCCACCCACUAGGAAGCUCUCUGACCGCAAGGCUUACAAACGUCAGAGAAAUACAUCGGCAAACGCUACAACACUAGAUUUUCUUGAUGAUGGGCAUGAAGAGCUACUAGCUGCUGUUAACUCAGCUAUAAGCUUUGCUCAGAAUUUUCCUAGCUCUUUCUGGAAACAAAUGGAGCGCUACUUUUGCUUUAUAUCUGAUUCACAUAUCAAUUUCGUAAAACAACUGGGUGACUUCUCCUCCAUGGGUACUACACCAGUUGGGACAUCUUCAGACUUCGAUGGUCGUGAAAAUUUUGCCGAGGGACUUACAACCAGCAGAAUGGAUUCUAAAGCUUCGCCCCUUUAUCAGAGGUUGCUAUCAGCUCUGAUUUCAGAGGAGUCAGCCAGUGUAAAUGAAGAUUUACAAUUUGAUGGAUUUGGAGCCGAUGCUGAGUCAGAAUUCAGUGUCUUGAAUCAUAAGGAGUUCAAUGGUUAUAGAAGUGAUAGAUUGGAACUUGAUGAUCUAGAAGAUGAUGUGUCUGUUAUCCCGCUCAAGGGUGUUAACAGCUCACCCCACAAUGUCAAUGGAAGAUUUACAGAUCACUCAUCCAUCGACUUCUCAGACAUUCAAUAUGAAACUCUGGGGAUAGAUGAGAAGAUAUAUUUGGAAGCUCAAUCUAUUGGCAUUUGCUUGGAAACCAUGCCUAAUAUUUCAAACACGGAGGAUGAAGGAAUAGUCGAGGAGAUCAAAACGUUAGAGGAGGCUGUCUACGAGGUGGGUUCCAAGAAGAAAGAGAUGUUGAAUCGGUUACUAACGCCUGCCCUAGAGAUGAAAGAACGUCAGGAGAAUGAGUUUGAUCGGCUCGGUUACGAAAAACUCAUCGAAAUGGCAUAUGAAAAGAGCAAGGCAAGUCGGCGGCAUCACUCCGCUAGUGGAAAGAGUUCGGCUAACAAGAUAUCAAAGCAGGUCGCAUUUGCUUUCGUGAAACGGACGCUUGGAAGAUGUCGUCAAUUUGAAGAGAUAGGCAAAAGCUGCUUUAGUGAGUCUACAUUCAAGAACAUCCUCGUUGCUGGGUUGACACAAGUUGAAGAUAAUCCCACGGACAAGGAGGAAGAUAUUUUAUCAGCUUCAACACCGAUAGGAUCACAACCAAGCUCAUCAUUGGCACAGAACAGAGAGACUUCUGAACAUACUUUACGGGAAGGGAAAGAUGAAACGAUGUGGUCAAAUAGAACGAGGGAGAGAGAGUUGCUACUUGAUGAUGUGUGUGGGACACCAUUUUCAAGCAGUACAAAAGGGAAGAGAAGUGACAGGGACAGAGAUGGAAAAGGACAGGCGGCUUCAUCAUCGAGAGGUGGAGGAACUAACAAGAUCGGUUGGCCUGCACUGUCCAAUAACGCCAAGGGUGAACGGAAGUCGAAAACCAAACCUAGGCAGAAAGCAACUCCUAUGUUUUCUUCUCCUUCUGUCAGUAUCCCGGAGCAGAACAGAACAUCAUCGUCCAAACCAACUAAUAGCAACAACAGCGAGUAUAGUAACUUGGAGACACUGGACGAGACAGAGCCACUCGACCUAUCUGGCCUGCAGAUACCAGACGGUUUAGGUGGUCCAGAUGAUUUCGACGCACAAGCAGGAGAUCUAAGCUCAUGGUUGAACAUCGAUGACGAUGUGUUACAAGAUAAUGAUAUAGACCUCCUUGGACUUCAAAUACCCAUGGAUGAUCUUUCAGACUUAAAGAUGAUGGUAUAAAGCUCCCACCCUUAUGUCUUUAUUUCUGUACAGCCUCCUCUGUUAUACUAUUAGCGAAAAAGAAAGAUGAGUAAAAGGAAAUACAAGUUUUGGCUCCCAGAAAGAAUAACCACUCACCAUCAGUAUCAUCAUCAUCAUGUUUAGGGGCUCUUUCUUUCUGUUUCUUUAUAGGGUGAUUACUAGGGAUGGUGGUGAAACUGUUUUUGUUUAUUGGGUGAUGGGUGGUGUAUACUCCGGCGGUUAAGAUAGGUCAGUAGUUAAAAACGUCGGGAAAGAUAGUGAUAGUAAUGUUGUGUAGUGAUAUAUAGAUAAGUCUCAGGUUUUCUUUUUUCGCUUUUGUAACCUCAGAAUCAUUAUUGUUGCCUCUGUACAUACAUUUUAUGUUCCUUAAUAAAAUUCAGCUUCUAAUA